AUGUCGUUCCAAUUGCAGAACUCCGAGGUCUUGGCGCGGUUGAAGCCCUUCGGUAUUCUGUUUGAGAAGUCGCUCUCCGACUUGAUCAAAGGGAUUAGACAUCAAUCCAAGGAGUCUCCAGAGUCUUUACUGAACUUUCUAGAUGUCGUGAUCCAGGAGUGCAAAACCGAGCUUUCAACGACGGAUUUGGAGACAAAGGCUACGGCAGUGUUGAAGUUGGCAUAUUUGGAGAUGUAUGGCUUUGAUAUGGCUUGGUGCAACUUCCAGAUCUUGGAAGUGAUGUCUUCAGGCAAGUUCCAGCAGAAGAGAAUCGGAUAUUUGGCUGCGAUCCAGCUGUUCAAAAACGAACAGGACUUGUUAAUCCUUGCUACCAAUCAGUUCAAAAAGGACUUGAACUCGCAUAAUCACACCGAGAUAGGUUUGGCACUUAGUGGCAUUGCUACCAUUGUUACUCCCAAUUUGGCGAGAGACAUCAACGACGACGUGUUGAUGAAAUUGAGCCAUUCGAAACCGUAUAUUCGUAAAAAGGCUAUCUUGGCCAUGUACAAGAUCUUCUUACAAUAUCCUGAAAGUUUGCGAGUUAAUUUUAAUCGCGUUAUCGCCAUGUUGGACGACGCAGACAUUUCCGUGGUUAGUGCUACUGUCAAUGUAAUCUGUGAAAUUUCCAAGAAAAACCCGCAUAUAUUCAUGACAAGUUUGCCCAAAUUCUUCUCCAUCUUGGAGGACACCAAGAAUAACUGGUUAAUCAUCAGAAUAUUGAAGUUGUUCCAGAGUUUGUCGCGUGUAGAACCUCGUAUGAAGAAGAAGAUUCUUCCGACGAUCUUGGACUUGAUCCUCAGAACCCAAGCAUCGUCCUUGAUCUACGAGUGUAUCAACUGUAUCGUUAACGGCAACAUGUUGAGUGCAGACUCUUCAAAGGAUAAGGAAACGGCAAAAAUCUGCAUUAAACAAAUUAUGGAGUUCUUCAAGACAAAGGACUCCAACCUAAAAUUCGUGGGCUUAAUUGCAUUAAUUAGCAUCUUGAAGAUAUUCCCCGUGUUUAUGCACAAAGUUGAUGGUGUUUCAACUAUCAUAAUGGACUGUCUCACGGAUCCAGAUCUUAUCAUAAAGAGAAAAGCAUUGGAAAUCUGCCAUUACUUGGUUCAAGAAGAUAAUAUAGCCGAAGUAGUAAAGGUCUUGUUGUUGCAGUUGAUUCCAAGUGAUACGAACGCUAUUCCAGAGGCUUUAAAGCAGGAAGUCACUUUGAAAAUCUUGUCAAUAACAUCGAACGACAAGUAUGCGAAUGUGCCCAACUUCAAAUGGUAUGUGGCAGUAUUGAAGGAUAUCAUCAAUUUGACUUUACUUCCGCUUCCUUCUUCUUCCAAUGCUAGCACGAUCUCUCCAGCAACAGCAAACGUCAUAGCUGCAGAAAUCGGUAAAGAAUUCAAAGAGUUAGCCACCAAGGUGCCUUCUAUUAGACCCACAAUUCUCAACAAAGUGAUUGUGGAAGCUGUUCAGGAUGUAAGAAUCUUGGACGUGUGUCCUUCAUUGCUUAGGGACUUCUACUGGAUUAUGGGAGAGUAUAUAGACGAGUUGAGAUCUCCAUCCGAAGAAGAAAUGUUUAUCCAGGCAAUUGUUAAGUUGUACAAUGGCAUUGUGACCGAUUAUUUGGUGCACUAUUCAGUUCAAGGGAAAUUCAAGCGGGAGCAAUUUAAUCAAUUGGCCCAUUAUUUAUACAAGUUGAUCAACUUCCUUGGAAACUGGGAGAACCAUAGGAACUAUGAAGUUCAGGAGAGAGCUUUGUCGUGGUUGGAAUUCUUGAAGCUUUCAUUAGAAGCAAUGACACAUGAAGAUAUUUCGGCUAUCCAGAAAUUGGAAAAGGACGAGAAUAGUUUGCCAAUGUUGCUAACACAUAUUCUUCCAUCAUUUUUCAAGAGUUAUCCUUUGAACCCAAUUGCAAAGAACUCACAGAAAAAGAUUCCUAUUCCAGAAGAUUUGAAUCUUGACGAGCCAAUCUACACCAUUCCAUUUGAUGUGUCUGCUGAUGACGUUGACAGUUUUGUCAAUGAUGAAUAUGAUUUAUUCAUUGAAGACGAAGUUGAUUUACAUGCUGAAGAAGCAUCUUUGAUCAGUUUGUCUAACAGAGGCAGUGACGAUGACUUGAAGAAGAAACAGGAGAGAUUGGAGAAAUUGAGAGAUGAUCCAUACUAUCUUGGAUCCAAGAAGUCUUCUAAGAAGAAGUCUAUUAACAGGAGAGUUCUCUUGGUCGAUGAAGACAAGACCCCAAGCCCAGAAAACUUCAGUGAGAAGGGUUCGAUUAAUUCAGGAGUUGCUCCUGUCAAGGAGAGAAAGAAGAAACCGUUGAAGAUGAAGAAGGAUAAAGUGGUCAUCUUGUCGGAAGAGACAAUAGAAGGUGGUCCAGAUGAAGAAGAAGAUGAAGAAGCCACUGCUGUUAAAGCCAAGUCCAAAAAAAAGAAGAGUAACUUUAUGAUUGAUUCGUCGAAUUUGGAUAAUUUCGAUCUUACUUCUUCGGCCAUGUCAGAGUCGGUCUCUGGUUUGGACAAGGACUACGAGUACAACAUUGAUUUGGACGAGUUAAGAAAGAAAUUGGCCCUGUCUUCGUUGAAAGACAAGGAGAAGAAGGAAAAAAAGGAGAAAAAGAAAAAGAAAAAGAAGAGUUCCGCUUCUAACGUUGAAAAAAUCAAA
Messenger RNA from Scheffersomyces stipitis CBS 6054, 2685 nucleotides. It is a transcript of the gene APL5, whose product is annotated as Apl5p. The annotation marks the transcript as partial. Lineage: Eukaryota; Fungi; Ascomycota; Pichiomycetes; Serinales; Debaryomycetaceae. Gene Ontology annotation, biological process: protein targeting to vacuole; Golgi to vacuole transport. The record is from RefSeq and is a predicted model, not a curated record. Gene Ontology annotation, cellular component: endosome membrane; membrane coat; AP-3 adaptor complex. The transcript has 3 exons.